This is a messenger RNA of Medicago truncatula (barrel medic), 2030 nucleotides long. Its product is annotated as ferrochelatase-2, chloroplastic. The transcript has 10 exons. Gene Ontology annotation, molecular function: protoporphyrin ferrochelatase activity. Gene Ontology annotation, cellular component: mitochondrion. The record is from RefSeq and is a predicted model, not a curated record. Gene Ontology annotation, biological process: heme biosynthetic process. NCBI's taxonomy places the organism in Eukaryota, Viridiplantae, Streptophyta, Magnoliopsida, Fabales, Fabaceae. The coding region runs from base 189 to 1775 and encodes 528 amino acids.
GUCGAAAAGCAUAGGAAAAAAAGAAAAGAAACUAUAACAGCUCAUACCACACAACACGUGCUAAGUUAUAACUCAUUCUCCUCCAUACUAAUUGUAGUUUGGUUAAACUUAUCAUUAUCACCUUCAAAUUCACUUCUGGGUUCGAUACUUCUUCUUGUUAAAGCACUCAAACAAGAAUUUUUCCAGCUAUGAACUUUCCAACUCCAACUCAUGCCACGUCAUCGCCUUCUACUUCUUCUUCCUCCUAUACACUCAACCACGCUUCUCCUAAUUUCAACCGUCCUCCGCUGUCGCCACAGGCAAUCUGUACCUCUCAAAAAAAGUCCUUAUGCUCUGGAGCUCAUGUGGAGGCUUCUGUUAACUCUAAUCCUGUGAAAAAUUACAUAGCAGCUAGUUUUUCUUCACUGCGAUCUGAAGCAAAACCCCUGGUUUCCAAACAAUCACUCAAAAAGCGCAUGUUUUCAGUGGGAGCUUUAGUAGCUCGAACAGAUCAGGAUGUUUCUGAUGCAACUCUUACAUCUGAUGAUAAGAUUGGAGUGUUAUUGCUAAACCUUGGAGGUCCAGAGACUCUAGAAGAUGUGCAACCUUUUUUAUUUAACCUUUUUGCAGACCCGGAUAUUAUACGAUUGCCAAGAAUAUUUAGUUUUCUUCAAAAGCCAUUGGCCCAGUUUGUAUCUGUUCUAAGGGCCCCAAAGAGCAGAGAAGGCUACGCUUCAAUUGGUGGUGGUUCUCCUCUUAGACGUAUAACUGAUGCACAGGCUGAAGACUUGAAGAAAUCUCUUUUGGAAAAGAAUGUCCCUGCUGAAGUGUACGUUGGCAUGCGUUACUGGCAUCCAUUCACUGAGGAAGCUAUUGAACAGAUUAAAAAGGAUGGAGUUACAAAGCUGGUCGUUCUCCCACUUUAUCCACAAUUUUCAAUAUCAACCAGUGGCUCAAGCUUACGUCUACUGGAGAGUAUAUUCCGAGAGGAUGAGUAUCUAGUCAACAUGCAACACACAGUAUUACCUUCAUGGUAUCAACGUGAAGGAUACAUAAAGGCCAUGUCAAAUUUAAUUGAAAAAGAACUGAAGAGUUUUGACUGCCCUAAAGAGGUCAUGAUAUUUUUUAGUGCACAUGGGGUGCCUCUUGCUUAUGUGGAAGAGGCCGGUGAUCCUUACAAGGCAGAGAUGGAGGAAUGUGUGGAUUUGAUCAUGGAAGAGCUUGAGACAAGAAAGAUAAGAAAUCCCUUCACCCUUGCCUAUCAGAGUAGAGUUGGACCUGUGGAAUGGUUAAAACCCUACACAGAUGAGACAAUAGUUGAACUUGGAAAAAAAGGAGUGAAAAGUAUGUUGGCUGUUCCAAUUAGCUUUGUCAGUGAACAUAUUGAAACUCUAGAAGAAAUUGAUGUUGAAUACAAAGAAUUGGCUCUAGAAUCUGGUAUAGAAAAUUGGGGCCGCGUUCCUGCUCUAGGAUGUGAACCCUCGUUCAUUUCUGAUUUGGCAGAUGCUGUUAUUGAAAGUCUCCCAUAUGCUGGUGCCAUGGCAGUUUCAAGCCUUGAAGCUCGACAGUCUUUGGUUCCGCUCGGAAGUGUACAAGAGUUAUUGGCAGCAUAUGACUCGCAAAAUAGGGAGUUGCCAUCGCCGGUGAUAGUGUGGGAGUGGGGUUUGACAAAAAGUGCUGAAACUUGGAAUGGAAGAGCAGCUAUGUUAGCUGUGCUGCUGCUUUUGUUUUUUGAAGUCACGACACCUGAUAGUGUUUUUCACCAAUGGGGAAUAUUAUCGCCCUCUCUUAGGUGAAUGAAUCUCAACCAUGCUCUCAAAGACCGUGGAGUUCAUAGUUUCACUUCAAUUUUGAUCCUUCAGUAUAAAAGUUUUUAAUAACACUGCCAUCAAGUCAUGCCCUUGCACAAUAUUGAAAUUUUGAGGGGUUGUAUUAAGUGGUUUGACAAGUCUAAGUAAUUUUUUUAUUGUAUCUAGAUGACAUAAUCAAUAAUGAUGUGAUGGUGUUAUUAUGUCAAUUGAUCCAUAUAGUAAAUAAGUGAAUUCUACUUA